AUGCUGUCGGACUCUGUCAUUCCCGGAGAAAAGCCAAACUACCCGUACCCGACUCUGAUCAGGGCGGCUAUCCUUGGCAGUCCGCGCAGGGCUCUGACGCUGCAGGGCAUCUACAGCGCACUCGAGGAUAGGUUCGAAUGGUUUAGGACCCAUAGGAACGAUAAGGCCUGGCAGAACUCAAUCCGCCACAACCUCUCUCUCAACAAACUCUUCCGCAGGGUGGCUAAACCUAUUACUGAACCAGGCAAGGGUAGCUACUGGACUGUCGACUUCGCUGCUGGCGAGGGUAACAAACGCGAGCGCAAGAGGACCAAGCACUCCGGUAGGGAACAACACAAACCCGAAGGCGACGCCCCCUCCACCUCGCAG
This is a messenger RNA of Rhodofomes roseus, 369 nucleotides long. RefSeq lists its product as uncharacterized. The transcript is spliced from 2 exons. Gene Ontology annotation, biological process: regulation of transcription by RNA polymerase II. The record is from RefSeq and is a predicted model, not a curated record. Gene Ontology annotation, molecular function: RNA polymerase II cis-regulatory region sequence-specific DNA binding; DNA-binding transcription factor activity, RNA polymerase II-specific. Lineage: Eukaryota; Fungi; Basidiomycota; Agaricomycetes; Polyporales; Fomitopsidaceae. The annotation marks the transcript as partial.